Messenger RNA from Oncorhynchus masou masou (cherry salmon), 1055 nucleotides. RefSeq names its product CD209 antigen-like protein C. Bases 1 to 852 code for a protein of 283 amino acids. The transcript has a single exon. The record is from RefSeq and is a predicted model, not a curated record. NCBI's taxonomy places the organism in Eukaryota, Metazoa, Chordata, Actinopteri, Salmoniformes, Salmonidae.
AUGACGGAGGAAAAUAACAUGAUGAUGUCUGAGUGUAUCAUUGACAACAGAAAAUGCAUUAAAAGGGAGGAACAAGACUGUGGAGAUUCUGAAGAGUGGACUACAGUCCUAUUUGUCAGUGCAGAGACCCUGAAAGGACAUGAUUCUGGUACCAAGACAGAAGACACCACACCAAAGAGGAGACCUGGAGAAAGUAACUACGGAUCUGAGGGCUCGAUGGGGAGAUGUUCCAGAGUUGCUGCAGCGUGUCUGGGCCUGCUGUGCCUUCUACUACUGGCUGGGAUCAUGGUGCUGUUUGUCUACUAUAAUGGAGUCACUGUCCGUUUGGAGGAGAGGUUGUUAGUUUAUAGAACCAGCAACAACAAACUGACUGAAAAGAGAGACGAGCUACAGGUCCAAAACAAAAACCUGGAUGAAGAAAAGGCCGAUCUAAAGAGAAGGUACAAUAUGCUGAAUCAAACCUGCCUUGAAGCAUGGAAGAAGUUUGGUUCCAGUUUGUACUACAUAUCUGACGGGACUGAAUCCUGGGAUGAGAGCAGACAGGACUGUCUAAAGAGAAGAGCAGACCUGGCGAUCAUAAACAACAGAGCGGAACAGGAAUUCCUCUGUACAUUUAAAAGGUUUUUCUGGAUUGGUCUGACUGACAGAGAGACAAAGGGGACUUGGAAAUGGGUGGACGGGACACUAAUGACCACAGGGUUCUGGUCUCCUGGUGAGCCAAAUGGUGCCUCUAUCGACUCUACUGAGGACUGUGCUGAGGUUAACACCUUCAAUGACCCAGAGAAAAACUGGAAUGAUCUCAGGUGUAGUGAACGGCGGCACUGGAUUUGCGAGAAAUUGGCUGAUCAGUAGCUCAACUUGGUACAAGCUUCAGAUAAACACGCACAAACACACCCACGUGUCACACACCAACUGUAAGACUGAAACAAUUCCCCAUGACAUCAUAAUCUCACUGAGCAAACAGUACCAACUGUUCUUGUCCAGACUAAACAUCUAUUCUAUUUGUGUUCACAUUGUACCAAACAUAUUAACUGUAUGUUUAUUUUUUGUCAUAU